CAAAUAAUUUACCGCACCGACCGUGUCACACACUCCUGCAGGGCAUCACUCUCCAGGCUGGGGACGCGCUUCAACCGGAUCCUGUUACUUAGUGCGCUCCUGGCUCUGUAUAAACCAGAACAUGCGCGUUUUUACUUGAUCGGACCUAGAAAAGAAAAAGUUGUCUUUGUUUUUUUUGUCUUUUUUUGUUAUUUUUGAUUGAUCAGCUUCAAUGCCCGAAUCAGCAACGAUGAGCAAAAACGGGAUGAUAACAAAAAUCCACACGAGGAUAAGAACCGACCCCUUCACGGCCAAUUACGAGUUAGUCGGUAAAGAACUGGGCAGGGGAAAGUUUGCAGUGGUGAAGAAGUGCAUCGAGAAGUCAACAGGGAAGCAGUACGCUGCCAAGUUCCUGCGAUUGCGACGGAAGGGCGCAGACUGCCGCACGGACAUCUUGAACGAGAUUGCCGUGCUCGAGUCAGCCAAGACAAACCCCUAUGUGGUGGCACUGCAUGAGGUCUAUGAAACCAGCCACGACAUCAUCCUCGUGUUGGAAUGCGCUGCCGGUGGUGAAAUCUUCAACCAGUGUGUCGCUGAUAACGACGAGGCCUUCACAGAACAAGACGUGAUCCGACUGGCCAAGCAGAUCCUGAACGGCGUAGCCUUCCUGCAUCGGAACAAUGUAGUGCAUCUGGAUCUCAAACCCCAGAACAUCCUGCUGACCUGUGCCAGGCCUCUGGGGGACAUUCGCAUCGUGGACUUUGGCUUGUCCAGACGCAUGGACAACAUCACAGAAGUUCGGGAGAUCUUGGGCACCCCUGAGUAUGUCGCACCAGAGAUCCUGAAUUAUGAACCCAUUAGUACGGCUACAGACAUGUGGAGUAUCGGGGUCCUGAUCUAUUUCAUGCUGACUGGAGACUCUCCUUUCCUGGGCGACAAUAAGCAGGUGACAUUCCUGAAUAUCUCCCAGGUCAACAUCGACUACUCAGAAGACACUUUUGAGGGGAUUUCUUCGCUGGCAAUUGACUUCAUCAAGUCUGUGUUGGUUAAAGACCCAAGGAUGAGAGCCACGGCAGAGGAAUGCCUCAACCACCCUUGGCUGAACCCACACCCACACCCCCACCCCCACUCCCACCCGCACCUCCACUCCAGGUCGGACUCCUCUUUAGACGAGCAGGAGACCAGCCAGUCGGAGUCGGAACCCGAGAGCCCGGCUCCGUCUCCCGAGCUGGACCUGAUGGGGUCGUACCGUACGUAUCCGAACCAGGGCGAGCUGAAAACGGGCCGGGAUGCCUUUUCCUUCGGCGAGUCUCCUUUUCCCACGCGACCCGAGAUUCAGCAGGAGUUGAUCUGCUGAACGACGACGUCUCACCGGAGCAGACACUGAAAAAAGCCUGUGAGAUGGCAGCUUCCACGCUAUAUUGACGCCGCCGGCUGCUUCUACUGCUGUGGCGGCUUUGAGCUGGGCUGUACGCACUGUAGUUCCAUGCCUCUGCGUGUGUUUGAGUAAAUACAUGCCACUCUGUGCUGAUUUAUGAUUUGCACGGGAGGAAGAGGAGGAUGAAGAUGAAGAGACAGCGCUCAACCGCAAAGGAUUUAGUGUCAGGACUGCGAACGCUGCCUUUAAAAAGUGACAGAAGCGAAGUGACUGUACGCACACUGGGUUCUCUCCUCACCCCAUUAGUCUCUGGGUUUUUUGAGGAGACGCAGCCUCCUGCUUCCUUUUGGGAAAUGACUUCAUUUACUGUGCGCUCUCAUCAAAACAAGUCCUGCUUCAUGAGUUUUUCGUUGAAGGAUUAAUUUUGACAGAUGGUUGUGCUUAACUACGACAGAGUUUUAGGACCACAUAAGAAAAAAAAAACGCUUGUCACUAUGAGAAUAAAGUCGUUAUUUAAUGAGAAUAAAGUCAUUUAA
Molecule: messenger RNA, 1893 nt
Organism: Sphaeramia orbicularis (orbiculate cardinalfish)
Lineage: Eukaryota; Metazoa; Chordata; Actinopteri; Kurtiformes; Apogonidae
Gene: stk17al
Product: serine/threonine kinase 17a like
Exons: 7
Coding region: 212-1336 (374 amino acids)
Biological process (GO): intracellular signal transduction; positive regulation of apoptotic process; protein phosphorylation
Cellular component (GO): nucleus
Molecular function (GO): protein serine/threonine kinase activity; ATP binding
Source: RefSeq, a predicted model, not a curated record